Messenger RNA from Cyclocybe aegerita, 738 nucleotides. NCBI's taxonomy places the organism in Eukaryota, Fungi, Basidiomycota, Agaricomycetes, Agaricales, Hemipholiotaceae. The record is from the annotation of a GenBank genome assembly.
AUGGCUCACACACCAACGAGAUACCCCGCCACCCCUCACUCCCCUCACCCUGAAAAUGCACAUCAGCAUUUCGUAGCCUCUCAAAUGCGUUCAACUCGUGGAUUUCAAGACUCACACCUACAGCCGGCACAGCAGCGCUUCGCCCCACCACCACAACCACCAGCCUUUCGCGAGAACCUCGGCCCUGGUGCCGGCACUGAUGGUUCGCGUCAACUGCGUCCUCCGACGCGCCAGGACCAUGACACGUUUCGCCCUGUGGUUUUGAACCAGCAGCCCACCCGUGGUCCACAACAGCAGCCACCUCCUUCCUAUGCACCCCCCAGCACACAGCCCGCAUACGCUGAAAAUGCGCCGCAUCCUCGUUUGGGCAGCAUCACCAAUAGCGUGGCUUUGCAGGGGAAUCCACGCCUGGACACGACCACAACACCAACAGCUCGAGAACCAGAGCCAGUACCCGCGGUGCCGCUGGUCAGUCCGACACCCAGAAAGAAGCGUACACCAACAGCAGCAGCAGGGCCGUUAAAAACGCAGCAAAUACUCCAGCAUCUGGUCGCGGGGCGCAAGAACCUGCAAGAAGAACAGGUCAACGCCGUUGACGUCUUUUCGUGUCGCAAUCACCGCAUUUAUUUGGUUCAAAUGCUCGUAAUUCUCUUCAGGCACUCGACCUUCAGCACAGUCAGCCAAUUAAGACUUGAAACCACUCCGAUUCGCUGGAGAGACGCCUACGAUGGACCUUGA